Molecule: messenger RNA, 931 nt
Organism: Solanum lycopersicum (tomato)
Lineage: Eukaryota; Viridiplantae; Streptophyta; Magnoliopsida; Solanales; Solanaceae
Source: RefSeq, a predicted model, not a curated record
CCUGCUCUUCGUGAUCCCCGUCCACCACCUGCUCUUCGUGAUCCCCGUCCAUCAGCUGCUCUUCGUGAUCCCCGUCUAUCACCUGCUCUUCGUGAUCCCCGUCCACCACCUGCUCUUCAUGAUCCCCGUCCAUCACCUGGUCCAUCAGCUCGUGGAAAAGAGCUAGCUAUAGCAGGUGGUAGUAUACCUUCCGUUGGUGUUGGUGGUGGGCCAGAGCUAUCUAAAGCAGGUGGUAGUAUACCUGCCCUUGGUGUUGGUGGCGGGCUAGAGCUAGCUAUAGCAGGUGGUAGUAUACCUGCCCUUGGUGUUGGUGAUCCCCGUCUAUCGGCUCGUGGACCACAGCUAGCACCGGAUGGAAGGCGGAGGUCUCGUGAAACACUAUCUCUACCUCCUGAUGCUUCUAGCACCCUCUACAUAGAGGGACUUCCUUCAGACUGCCCCAGAAGAGAAGCAGCACAUAUCUUUCGUCGUUUUACAGGCUACAAAGAAUUGAGACUUGUUAAAAGGGACUCAAAAUAUCCUGCUAAACAUCCUCUUAUUCUUGGGUUUGUGGAUUUUGAAAAUCCAACCUAUGCUGCUACUGCUUUGAGGGCAUUACAAGGUUACAUAAUGGACGAUCAUGACAACAAUUCUCCUUACUUGAGGUUGCAGUUCUCUAAAUUUCCAGGCAGGAGACUUACUGGUCGUGGGAAGCGAUAAAUUAUAUCGAUUCAAGUACUGCUCUGUUUGAAUUUAGUUAUGUAUUAUCUACUGUUACUGAAAACUGCAAGUGUACAAUUGGCGCAACAAUGGUGCUACUAGCCAUUCUAUUGGUUUUUGAAGCGGAGUUUUCCGCUUCAACAACCUGUGAAACUUAGUUUCUCAGACUUGAACUUUUAUCUUCUUCUAAAACAUGGAUUAUGUGAUGAUCAAGUUUUCUUUUUGUUGUGUA